AUGGACGAAAAUUUACUACGUAAACAAUAUGCCCAAGUUACUUCACUCAGCCAAAUACGAGUUUCCAGCUAUCAUAGUGCCAAAAUGCAAAUUUAUACCUCUGAAAAGCAUGGUUGUGAUACAACUGGAGAUGGAACAGAAAAGGCUCCACUGAAAACUGUUCUGCAAGCCUUAAUCAAGUUAGAUGGUAAAGUCAAUGCAGAUACACGUAUCUGGGUUGAUGGUGUUGGAGAUGAGACAUGGGAUGUUGUGUCAAAAAGCAAACUGAAGAAAGUAAUGAAGACAUACAGUGCACAAGCAAGGAAACAGGAGAAGGGGCAACAUGAUAAAACAUCAUCUGAGAAUGGAGAUGUUAGCAACCAUCUCAGUGAAGCUAUGGAAGUUCACCUUACAUUGGAUACAACACUACCUAAAGCACAACAGUGUAAAAUUCGAGAAUUACAAACUCUAUAUGAUAAACGUGUUCAUGUUUUUGGUUGGGUGCAUCGAAUACGUCGUCAGAGUAAAACUUUAAUGUUUAUUAUUCUUCGUGAUGGUACAGGAUUUUUACAAUGUGUUUUUUCAAAUAAUUUGUGUUUAACUCAAGAUGCAAUUGCACUAUCCCCUGAAUCAACUAUCGAAAUUUAUGGAACAAUAAAACAAUUACCAGCUGGUAAAUCAGCUCCUGGAGGUAUUGAACUGCUUGCUGAUUAUUGGUCGGUGAUCGGCAAGGCACCAGCUGGUGGUGUUGACUCUGUACUGACAGUGGAGAGUGAUAUUGAUACACAGUUGGAUAAUAGACAUUUAGUUAUUCGAGGCGAAAAUACAGCUAAAAUGCUCAGACUAGUCGGUAUUGCUUUAUCAGCUUUUCGUGCACAUUAUGCUGAUCGUGGUUAUGUUGAAGUAUUGCCUCCAACAUUUGUGCAAACUCAAGUUGAAGGUGGUUCCACCCUGUUUUCUCUCAACUAUUUCGGUGAAACUGCCUAUAUGUCUCAAUCGUCCCAGUUGUAUUUAGAAACAUGUAUACCUGCAGUAGGAGACUGUUACUGUAUCACUCGCAGUUAUCGAGCUGAAAAAAGUAGAACUCGACGUCAUCUCUCCGAGUAUAAUCAUGUUGAAGCAGAAUGUCCAUUUAUUGAUUUGAAUGGUUUAUUGAAUAGAAUUGAAGAUUUAGUUGUUGAUGUCUGUGAUCGUAUUAUGAAACAAGCCGGUGAUCUGUUGUUGGACGUUAAUCCUGAGUUUAAAGCACCUAAAAGUCCAUUUAAACGCUUAAAAUAUGAAGAUGCUAUCGCUCAACUGAACAAUUUAGGUAUUACCAAAGAAGACUUAACACCUUUUCAAUUUGGAGAUGAUAUUCCUGAGGCUCCAGAACGUCGACUUGUUGAUACUAUUGGUGAACCAGUCCUGUUGACUAAUUUCCCUGCUGGUCUGAAAGCAUUCUACAUGUUGCGAACUGAAGGCGAUCGACGUCUUACUGAUUCAGUUGAUCUGCUUGUCCCAGGUGUCGGUGAAUUAGUCGGUGGUUCAAUGCGUAUGGACAAUAUUGAUGAAUUGAUGAAUGGUUAUAAAUCAGAGCAGAUUGAUCCAUCUCCGUAUUAUUGGUAUACAGAUCAGCGUAAAUUUGGAACUUGUCCACAUGGUGGUUAUGGAUUAGGCUUUGAACGAUUUCUUACAUGGCUUUUAGGCAAAGAUCAUAUACGUGAUGUUUGUCUCUACCCUCGUUUCACCAGUCGAUGUCGUCCGUAACUUCUACUCCCCGUGCGUGUGUGUGUGUGUUUGCAUGAAUGCAUACUGACCGUUACUUUCUUUCUUUCUAUUCUUCUCGCUUGUCGGCACAUUUCUCUUCUAUGUAUCUAGCUAACUUUAUUUAUUUAUUUAUAUUCUGGUUUAGAUCAUCAUUGUAUUUCUUUGAAAUGUCUUUGAUGUUUUAUUGAAAAAAACAUGUGAUCUUUUGCUGCCCAGGUUGAUGUUGUCAAUCAAAAUGCCUUGAAAUGUUCAACGAAACGAGUGUCUGAAGUCUUUUCGCAGUCUUUGUUUUCAUUCAUAAUGAAUAAAUAAAUAAAUAUUCUUG
Molecule: messenger RNA, 2050 nt
Organism: Trichobilharzia szidati
Lineage: Eukaryota; Metazoa; Platyhelminthes; Trematoda; Strigeidida; Schistosomatidae
Source: the annotation of a GenBank genome assembly